Clunio marinus is the source of this 315-nucleotide messenger RNA. The record is from the annotation of a GenBank genome assembly. Lineage: Eukaryota; Metazoa; Arthropoda; Insecta; Diptera; Chironomidae.
AUGAGCACGAGAGUUUAUAUUAAAAGUACUCUCAGUGAAACUGGCUGGAAUCAAAGUUUAUUAGUAGAAGAGCAAGAUUGGAGCAACGACUUAGACAGCUUUAUAGAAUUUGAUAACAAUAUAACGACAUACGGUAUACUAACUGAUGAAGAUAUUCUCCAAACUCUGGCCGUAGAAGAAAAUGUACAUUUAGACGAUGAAGUUGUGGAAAAUUACAUGAAAGGCCUUGAACAUGCAUUAGAAGAAAGAAAGGAAAACUUAAAACCAAAUAUUCUUCUAAUUUUCCAUCAAUUAAAAGACGCAUUAGAGCUUUGA